Molecule: messenger RNA, 919 nt
Organism: Prosopis cineraria
Lineage: Eukaryota; Viridiplantae; Streptophyta; Magnoliopsida; Fabales; Fabaceae
Product: 30S ribosomal protein S20, chloroplastic
Exons: 3
Coding region: 65-601 (178 amino acids)
Biological process (GO): translation
Cellular component (GO): small ribosomal subunit; ribosome
Molecular function (GO): small ribosomal subunit rRNA binding; structural constituent of ribosome
Source: RefSeq, a predicted model, not a curated record
GUGCUGCGGAUAACGGGAGACGAAGAAGGAUUUUGCUCGCAGAGCUCUGCGAUAAGGAAGAGAGAUGGCAACGGUUUCAUGCUCAUGGCUCACCCUUCCCUCCAAAAUGAGAACUCUUUCGCUUACUACCUCUGCUUCUCCAGCUGCCUCGACUUCCUUUAGCUUUUCCAGAAGCAUUUCUCACAACGUUUUCUCCGAAGGUUGCUUGUUACUGAGCACAUUACAAAGUAGGUCGAUUCGGCAUUCCGUGGUCUGUGAGGCGGCUCCGAAACGAAAAGCCGAUUCGGCUGCAAAGAGAGCUCGCCAGGCCGAGAAACGUAGGGUUUAUAACAAGGCCCGAAAGUCCGAAGUCAGAACCCGCAUGAAGAAGGUUUUGGAAGAAUUGGACGUGCUUAAGAAGAAGGCUAGUGCACAACCAGAAGAAAUACUCCCUAUUGAGAAACUGAUAGGCGAGGCAUUCUCAGUAAUUGACAAAGCAGUGAAAGUGGGUACGCUGCACAGAAACACCGGGGCAAGGCGUAAGUCACGGCUUUCCAGAUGCAAGAAGGCUGUGGAAAUCCAUCACGGCUGGUACGUCCCAGCUCCUGCAGUCAGUGCCUGAAACAAUCUCCCCAUUGAUUUGAAGAAAUUGGAAAGGGCUGCUAAGGGAGACUCGAUAUGGUUCGUUUUGCCGAGGGUGUGCUUUUCUGAUCUGUUCAAACAAUGUAUGUAGUUUUGUGCAUUUAGUCCAAAGUGGUUUAAUUUUCGUUGCGUACUGUGAGAUCAUAGCAUUAUUUGAUAGCAUUUUCAUAUUUUGCCCUUGUUGGGCUUUCUAAAUGUUGAAUAUAUGGUAAUAACUAGUUCAUUAAUUGGACUUUUGAUACUUGUGCUAUGAUAAUUGCACGUAGCAUAAGGCAUUGGCAGCUGUUGGUUAUUUUCA